This is a messenger RNA of Ctenopharyngodon idella (grass carp), 2609 nucleotides long. RefSeq names its product glycyl-tRNA synthetase 1 (gene gars1). NCBI's taxonomy places the organism in Eukaryota, Metazoa, Chordata, Actinopteri, Cypriniformes, Xenocyprididae. Gene Ontology annotation, cellular component: cytoplasm; mitochondrion. The coding region runs from base 33 to 2288 and encodes 751 amino acids. Gene Ontology annotation, molecular function: glycine-tRNA ligase activity; ATP binding. The record is from RefSeq and is a predicted model, not a curated record. The transcript is spliced from 17 exons. Gene Ontology annotation, biological process: mitochondrial glycyl-tRNA aminoacylation.
UUCCGCGGUGUGGUUGCUCCUCCUCUCGGUCCAUGCUGUCUCUGCGUAGCGCAACAUCAGCACUCCUCCUCAGGACCGGUACACAGAUUGCCACCGUCCACGCUGUUUCUAGGGUUCGAUCCAGUCCCAUACGUCUGUGUGCUUCCCCUCCGAUCAGAGCGCUCUCACUGUCCGGCUGUUUGUGUAAGAAGAAGAAGAGAAGCGCGUGGCUGGAGAUGACGGAAGGGCAGAAUAUGGAUGGCAGUAUUGAAGAGGUUCUGGCUCCCCUGAGGCUGGCAGUGAAGGAGCAGGGUGAUCUUGUGCGUAAAUUGAAGGCAGAAAACGCUCCUGAUGUAGAUGUCAAUAAGGCCGUUGCAGAACUGAAAGCUCGCAAGAGAAUCCUUGAGGCCAAGGAGCUUGCCUUACAGCCCAAAGAUGACAUUGUAGAUCGAACCAAGAUGGAAGACACUCUAAAAAGACGUUUCUUUUACGAUCAGGCUUUUGCUAUCUAUGGCGGUGUGAGUGGGCUGUAUGACUUUGGGCCCGUCGGCUGUGCUCUGAAGAACAAUAUCCUUCAGGUCUGGAGGCAACACUUCAUCCAGGAGGAGCAGAUUCUGGAGAUCGACUGCACCAUGCUUACACCAGAACCCGUCCUCAAGACAUCAGGGCAUGUUGAUAAGUUUGCUGACUACAUGGUGAAGGAUGUCAAGAAUGGAGAGUGUUUCCGCGCUGACCACCUUCUUAAAGCUCAUCUACAGAAAUUAAUGAGUGACAAAAAAUGUACAGCAGAAAAGAAAACUGAGAUGGAGAGUGUCAUCACUCAGAUGGAUAACUACACUCAGCAGGAGUUGGCAGAUUUGUUUGUGCAAUACAAUGUCAAGUCUCCCAUUACAGGAAAUGACCUCACACCUCCCAUCUCAUUCAACCUGAUGUUCCAGACCUCCAUUGGGCCCGGGGGCAACAUGCAAGGCUAUUUAAGGCCAGAAACCGCUCAGGGAAUCUUCCUCAACUUCAAACGUCUUUUGGAGUUCAACCAGGGGAAGCUGCCAUUUGCUGCUGCCCAGAUCGGAAACUCCUUCAGGAAUGAGAUCUCUCCUCGCUCUGGCUUGAUUCGUGUCAGAGAGUUUACGAUGGCUGAGAUUGAGCACUUUGUAGACCCGAAUGAGAAGGUUCAUUCCAAGUUCUCUAAUGUUGCUGAUCUGGAGAUCAUGCUUUACUCCUCCAAAGCACAGACUAGUGGGCAAUCUGCCCAGAUAAUGAGGCUGGGAGAUGCAGUGGAGCAGGGCAUCAUCAACAACUCCGUCUUGGGUUACUUCAUUGGAAGGAUCUACCUUUAUCUGGUCAAAGUGGGCGUGGCAAAUGACAAGCUUCGUUUCCGUCAGCAUAUGGACAAUGAGAUGGCCCACUAUGCUUGUGACUGCUGGGACGCCGAGACCAAAACCUCUUAUGGGUGGAUUGAGAUCGUGGGGUGUGCUGAUCGCUCGUGUUAUGACCUUCUGUGCCACGCACGGGCAACCAAAGUCCCUCUGGUUGCUGAGAAACCCUUAAAGGAACCCAAAGUUGUAAAUGUUGUCCAGUUCGAGCCAAACAAAGGAGCCAUCGGCAAAGCAUAUAAGAAGGAUGCCAAGCUUGCCAUGGAGUACCUGGCCAUCUGUGAUGAAUGCUAUAUCACAGAGCAGGAGAAACUGCUCAAUGAGAAUGGUGAGUUCACCAUUGAGACUGAAGGCAAGACUUUCAAACUCACCAAAGACAUGGUCAGUGUCAAGAGGUUCCAGAAGACCCUGCAUGUUGAGGAGGUUGUUCCUAAUGUGAUCGAACCCUCCUUUGGCAUCGGAAGAAUCAUGUACUCCAUCUUUGAGCACACAUUCCGUAUCAGAGAGGGCGACGAACAAAGAACGUAUUUUAGCUUCCCUGCAACUGUUGCACCAUACAAAUGCUCCGUCCUUCCAUUGAGCCAAAAUCAGGAAUUUAUGCCAUUCGUUCGAGAAUUAUCUGAAGCCCUGACCAGGAAUGGUGUCUCCCACAAGGUGGAUGAUUCCUCAGGAUCUAUUGGUAGGCGCUAUGCCAGAACGGAUGAGAUCGGCGUUGCAUUCGGUAUCACCAUUGAUUUUGACACCGUUAAUAAGACGCCCCACACGGCCACUCUGAGAGACCGUGACUCCAUGAGGCAGAUCAGGGCUGAGGUUAGCGAGUUGCCCGAAAUCAUUCGUGAUCUGGCCAAUGGUGCCAUCACAUGGGCAGAGGUGGAAAGCAAGUACCCCAUCUUUGAAGGCCAGGAGACGAGCAAAAAAGAAACUGUGGAGGAGUAGACUCUCUAUUCGUCUAUCAUCUGCCUUUUCACUGGAGGCAGUCACAGACAUUUUUACAUCUGCAUUCAUAGGAUCAAAUUUAUGGCAAUUAUAAUGUACAAACAAUCAGUGUGCACCAGAUGUUCCACACAGCUGGAACCAUUGUAAUCAAGUAUUCCUUUAAAACUCAAGGAAGCUCUGUAAGGACCUAAAUAUGACUGUAAUUAGGUUACUGUACUUGUAAAAGGAUUUCACCAUUCCUGUUUGUGGGUUAAAAAAAUGAAGACAUGAAUCUUGCAUAUGGUCAAAUAAAUCAAACCAGCACUUUCUGGACCUAUAAAA